This is a messenger RNA of Calypte anna (Anna's hummingbird), 2526 nucleotides long. It is a transcript of the gene ATP6V0A4, whose product is annotated as ATPase H+ transporting V0 subunit a4. Lineage: Eukaryota; Metazoa; Chordata; Aves; Apodiformes; Trochilidae. Bases 1 to 2526 code for a protein of 841 amino acids. Gene Ontology annotation, cellular component: plasma membrane; vacuolar proton-transporting V-type ATPase complex; vacuolar proton-transporting V-type ATPase, V0 domain. Gene Ontology annotation, molecular function: proton-transporting ATPase activity, rotational mechanism; ATPase binding. Gene Ontology annotation, biological process: vacuolar acidification; proton transmembrane transport. The transcript has 20 exons. The record is from RefSeq and is a predicted model, not a curated record.
AUGGGCUCCUUCUUCCGGAGCGAGGAGAUGAGCCUGACGCAGAUGUUUCUGCAAGUGGAGGCUUCCUACUGCUGCAUAGCUGAGCUUGGGGAGCUGGGUCUGGUCCAGUUCAGAGACUUGAAUGCAAAUGUGAACAGCUUCCAGAGAAAGUUUGUGACAGAAGUGAGAAGGUGCGAAUCCUUGGAGAGGAUCCUGCGUUAUCUGGAAAAAGAGAUAGGCGACAAUGUUGAGACAGUCAAACCAGAAACGUACCCAGAGACACCCCUGCCUUGGGAAAUAACUGAUAUGGAGACAGUACUGCAGAAACUUGAAGCUGACCUGCUGGAAGCCAACCAUAACCAGCAAACACUGAGGCAGAACCUCCUCGGGUUGAUAGAGCUCAAACAUCUGCUGAAGAAAACACAGGACUUCUUUGUGACAGAAACCAGUUUGACAGAUGAUUUCUUCGGUGGAGAUUCUUCUGGACUGCUGGAGCUGAAAACCACCACUAUAACUGCCAAGCUAGGAUUCAUAGCUGGGGUAAUAAGGAGGGAAAAGAUGAUAAACUUUGAGAAUAUACUGAGACGAGUCUCUAGGGGAAACAUCUACCUGAGGUACACCGAAAUGGACACCCCCCUGGAAGACCCUGUGACAAGAGAAGAAGUGAGGAAGAAUGUGUUCAUUAUCUUCUAUCAAGGAGAGCAGCUUAAACAAAAAAUCGUCAGCAUUUGUGCUGGAUUUCGUGCCACCACCUACCCCUGCCCAGAGUCUGCCGCUGACCGCCAAGAAAGGCUUUAUGGAGUCAACACAAGGAUUGAGGAUUUAAACACAGUGAUGUUCCAAACCGAGUUCCACCGCCAGACAUUGCUGCAGGAUGCAGCAGCUGGGUUGUGGUUGUGGUGGAUCAAGGUGAAGAAAAUCAAGGCUGUCUACCACAUCCUGAAUUGCUGUAACAUCGAUGUCACCCAGCAGUGCAUCAUUGCAGAGAUGUGGUUCCCAGUGGCUGAUUCUGCCCGGAUAAAAGCAGCUCUUCAGCAGGGAAUGGAGCGCAGCGGUUCUACUAUUGCUCCUAUCCUGACCGCUGUACGCACCAGGGUAGCACCACCCACCUUCAACAGGACCAACAAGUUCACAGCUGGAUUUCAGAACAUUGUGGAUGCAUAUGGUGUGGGCAACUACAUGGAGUUGAAUCCAGCUCCAUACACUAUCAUUACCUUCCCCUUCUUGUUUGCGGUGAUGUUUGGGGAUUGUGGCCAUGGUGCUAUCAUGCUGGGAGUUGCACUCUGGAUGGUAAUUAAUGAGAAGAGCCUUAUUGCUCAGAAAAGCGCUAAUGAGAUCUGGAACACAUUUUUCAGUGGGCGCUACCUGAUCCUGCUCAUGGGCAUAUUCUCUGUGUACACUGGCUUCAUCUACAAUGACUGCUUCUCCAAAUCGUUCAACAUCUUUGGCUCUUCCUGGCAUAUUAUCCCCAUGUUUAAAAAUAACACUUGGAAUAAGAAUGUGCUUCUGCACAAUACAAUGCUAGAGCUGGAUCCGGCAGUCCCAGGAGUCUACUCUGGAAAUCCAUAUCCAUUUGGAAUAGAUCCGAUCUGGAAUAUUGCAUCGAACAAGCUGACUUUCCUGAACUCCUACAAAAUGAAGAUGUCGAUUGUCAUAGGCAUUGUGCACAUGGUUUUUGGGGUGAUACUUGGUCUCUUCAACCACAUAUACUUCAAGAGAUACAUAAACAUUAUCCUUCAGUUCAUUCCAGAAAUGAUUUUUAUGAUCUCUCUGUUUGGCUAUUUGGUCUUCAUGAUUAUUUUCAAAUGGUGCCAUUUUGAUGUCCACUCAUCCUCGAUCGCACCAAGUAUCCUCAUCCACUUCAUCAAUAUGUUUCUGUUCAAUUACAGUGACACAUCAAACGCUCCAUUAUAUGAGCACCAGAAAGAAGUACAGACUUUUUUGGUCAUAUUUGCUUUGAUUGCGGUUCCCUGGAUGCUUCUAAUUAAACCUUUCAUUCUCCGAGCCAACCACCAGAGAGCAGAGCGCAUGAUUCAGUCUGAAGCCAUAUCAGGAAGCCCUGCAAGGGAAAAUGACAUAGGUGACCCAGAGAACAAUCACUCCAAGAAAGCUUCUCAUGAACAUCUCAACGUUGACCAUGAAGAAUAUGAAGAAGAUGAAGAGUUCAAUUUUGGAGAUAUAUGUGUCCAUCAAGCUAUCCAUACCAUUGAAUACUGCCUUGGCUGCAUCUCCAACACAGCAUCUUACUUGCGGCUCUGGGCGCUGAGCUUAGCCCAUGCACAGCUGUCAGAGGUCCUUUGGAACAUGGUGAUGCACAAUGGUUUCAGCAGCGGCAGCUGGGCUGGCCUCAUUGCCAUCUUCAUCGUCUUUGCAGCAUUUGCAGUGCUAACUGUAGCCAUCCUGCUUGUCAUGGAGGGGCUCUCAGCCUUUCUGCAUGCCUUGCGUCUGCACUGGGUGGAGUUCCAGAACAAGUUCUACAUGGGAGCUGGGCACAAAUUUUGUCCGUUCUCCUUCAAGCGCAUAAUUGAUGGCACCACAGAAGAGUGA